This is a messenger RNA of Toxoplasma gondii ME49, 787 nucleotides long. RefSeq lists its product as hypothetical. NCBI's taxonomy places the organism in Eukaryota, Apicomplexa, Conoidasida, Eucoccidiorida, Sarcocystidae. The transcript is spliced from 2 exons. The record is from RefSeq and is a predicted model, not a curated record. Bases 254 to 787 code for a protein of 177 amino acids.
AGUCACGAGCUGUAGGCCAUUCCUGUUCGGGCAACAAGCUCAAGUCGCAGAGACGAAACUCCUCGACUGAACCAGCAAGGGAGGAGACAGAGACAAACAUGCGUUCAGUUCAACCAGCCAGCCCCAUGUUUAGACUGUAGGGGGGGGGGAACAUGUCCAGCGUGUGAAACAGGCGCAGCCUUAACGCGUCUCAGUCGCCGCGUCGGCGCGGUGUCACAAUGUCGAAAACGAAGGCAACAGAGAGAAGGUCUUGAUGUCAGAAGCAAACGCGCCUUUCUCCUUCAAACAGACGAGUUUGCUGGCGGACUCCGCGUCCAGGAUUUUAAGUCCGCUUGCAUGCGAGUCGGCAGCAGGGGCCUCACAAUGCACUGGCGGCAAAACACUGUGCAAGCGAGCGAGGAGAGGAGACCUCUCGGAGUUCGGUGUGACCUUUCUCUCUAAUGGGGAAAAGGUUUUCCCUCUGUUCUAUGUUUCCUGGAUCUCCGUCUCUCCCCAGAUUUCCGCGUCGUCUUUGCUGCUCCUGUCCGACUCUUCGCUGUCAGGUUUCGCUCGACGACUCACGGAAAACAGACGCCGCGCAGAAGACCUCUUGCUGCUUUCUGUUUCUCUGGCCUCUUCUCCGAUGCUCCCUUUUUUUCCGUGUGGACUCGCGGGCGUUCCUGCCGUCGCCGCGCGUCGCUGCCUGUCUUCACGUCGGGCGACCAAGCGACGGCUUUCUGCGGGGCUGGUUUUUCCUUUUUAUGCCUUUCUUCGUCUUUCCUCCUCUUUCUCUCGCCUCUCUCUGUAG